AUGUCCAAGCUUGAUACAUGUGACAGCCAAGGCAAGGGAGUCCCAGAGACGCUGGAGGCCAACCUGUUAGCAGACAGAAGUGCAGCUUUCGCGGAGGACCAGGACGAAAGGCUGGACCAGUGCGCUUACGGGGGACCACACCACAAACCCACCGGGUUGCUACACAAUGCGCCCUGGCUAGAUGAGGGCCGGUGCAGUGAGGUCAGAUUCAUUGCAGAGAUGAGACGCUCCGGAGUCAACGGAAUGACGUAUGCAGAAGAGAAAAUAGUGCUGCAGCGCGGCACCGACUACACAAGAGACAUCCUAGACCUGUUGGAGGAUGGCCCAUCAGAGGUGGAACUGUACACCGCAGAUUUUUUGGAUGCUUUCUUGAACCUACCCGUAGACCAGGAUCAGCAGAAGAAAGUCAGAGCAGGUCAAUUCACAGCCCGCAUACGACCCACUGGCUUGAUCCAUGCCAAAACUGUUCGCCUGCCCCUCGUGUGGAUGAAGCAAUUCCUGCAGGGCCUCCACGGGGGUCUCAGCUGGAACCGCUGGGUCUCGGAUCGCCAUGCGCACCCUCUGCAGUGGGUCGUGCGCGCCGACGAGUUCCAAAUAACCGCAGGAGAGCCAGGCCUGAUGGCAGUCUACCAGCUAUUGGCCCUGCUGCUAUCAUUGACGGUGUGGCAGCGCCUGUUCCGUCACUGCCGGCUGGGACUUCUGGUUCUGCUGGACAGUGAAUUUGCCCUUCGGGUAGUCAUCAAACUGGCGUCACCACACCCUGUGCUCAACCGGCUUGCCGCCGAGCUCGCAUUAUGCCUGGAGGACCUUCAAGCCGAGGCGUCGACCGGGCAACACUGGCGGAACACCGUCAAUAUUGAGGCGGACGCCCUAUCCCGACUUCAGGUGUACCUGUCAGCAGAGCUGUACCUGUCCGCAGCCAUGAUGAGGAAACAGAAGUCAGGAGCUUGGGCCGAUGGAAAACGGAAAGAGCUACGGUGGGUGCCCCUGCAGGGUUUCAGGACGGCCAUGCUGGAACACGGGAGGGGCCCCUCUGAGCAACACGAACUUCAGGCCCUUGGUGCAGGAAGGUCGAAUGACCGUCGGGAGGACCCGGAAGGCGAGGGGGAGGUUGGGCAAGACGUUGUCUUUGAGGUGGAGCCCAAUGGGGCUGGUCACCCCCAGGCGCGGAACAUGGUGUUGGCCACCCCCGCAGUGCUGGGCUUAGAGGAAGGCAUGUGGGACUACAGCGCCAGUCCUUGUUACGACGGCAGCAACAUGCAGUUAGACCAUAUCGUCUACGACUGUGCUCCAGAAGUUUCUCCACUGAAACUAA
Messenger RNA from Cladocopium goreaui, 1315 nucleotides. NCBI's taxonomy places the organism in Eukaryota, Dinophyceae, Suessiales, Symbiodiniaceae. The record is from the annotation of a GenBank genome assembly.